This is a messenger RNA of Triticum dicoccoides, 1823 nucleotides long. RefSeq lists its product as uncharacterized. NCBI's taxonomy places the organism in Eukaryota, Viridiplantae, Streptophyta, Magnoliopsida, Poales, Poaceae. The coding region runs from base 104 to 1723 and encodes 539 amino acids. Gene Ontology annotation, molecular function: peptidase activity. Gene Ontology annotation, biological process: protein modification by small protein removal. The transcript has 5 exons. The record is from RefSeq and is a predicted model, not a curated record.
AUAAGGCGAUUGCGUCAAUAUGGUUUUGUUUGUGUGUGUGCCUGACCAUGACCAGCAGCUGCUGCUGGAAACGGAGAUGAGACGGCGGUUGGUCUGAUCACUGAUGGUUGCUUGUUUCCCGCACCAACACAAGAAGCAACCACCCGACCUGUCCGCCUCCAAUCCAAAUCCAAAGAAGAAGAAAAAAACACAUCAGGGUAGCAUUCCUCUUGCCUUGUCUGGGCCGGAGUCCUCUCCACUCCACGCAACGCAGACAGGAGGAGUAGGAGGAGAGGAGAAACCCCUGCGCAAGAAAGAAAGAAAGAAAACCAAAGGCGAUCGAGUCCUUGACCAGCACAGAACCAAACCAAUCGGAGCUGGGGCGGCUGCCGCUUGCUUUUAUUCAACGACCUCGCCUUCUGGUGCGUGCGUGCAAACUCCAUCCAACGAGCUCGGACAUGGCGAAGCCACGCCGGAGCAGAUUCGCUUUCGCCGGGUGCGGAUGCUUCGGAGGCCAGGCUCGGGGGAAGGUGGCAGAGGUGCCCUGCAGGAUGAGUACCCGGUGAAGCUGCAUAUCUACGAUCUCAGUCGGGGGAUGGCGCGGCAGCUCUCCACCACGGUGCUCGGCAAGCCUAUCGAUGCCAUCUGGCACACAGGCGUGGUGGUUCAUGGCAAAGAGUACUUCUUCGGGGGAGGCGUCCAGCAAGACCGGCCUGGAAGGACGCCAUACGGGACUCCUGCCCGAGUAGAGCAUUUUGGGGUCACGCAUGUCGGCAAGGAGGACUUUGAAGACUUUCUGCACGAGAUCAGCCCGCGCUACACACCAGAAACCUACAACCUCCUCAGCAACAACUGCAACCACUUCAGCAAUGAGGUGGUCAAGUUCCUCGUUGGCUCCACGGUUCCGAGCUACAUCCUCGACCAGCCCAAGGAGGCAAUGAAGAGCCCGAUUGGCGCGCUGAUAAUGCCGAUGAUUCAGGGGCUGGAGACAACCAUGAAAGCCGGAGCUGCUCCACAACAGCCUCCACAAUUCGUGCCUGCUCCUGCAGCGGCGGCGCAGACGCAGCCUUCCACGAAUAACAUUCAGAUGCAGUCGAGAUCAGUCACCGCCGAUGAACCAGGUGCUGACAAGACGGCGGACCAUGACAGUGGAAUCAUACCUGCUCCCAAAGAAGCAGGGGAGGUGCAGCCUUCCGCAAGUAGCACUCAGAAUGAAAUUGCCACGGAUGAGACAGUGAGUAAUGACGGGAUCAUCCCGCCUGUGGUGGUGCUACUCACUCCCAAGGGAGCGGGGCAGACACAGCCCUCCAUGAACAACGACCAGAUAGAGUCAAGAUCAGUCACCGCCAAUGAAACUGGCGCUGAUGAAAUGGUUGACAGUGAUGGUGGCAUCAUCCCGCCUCCGGCAAAACCAGCUGCUCCAGCAGCAGCGACGCAGACAGAGACCUCCAUAAAUAGCAUUGAGCUCCAUACAGUGGACGAGGGCACUAGGAUGGUCACCCCGCCAGCCGUGCAACCUGCUGCUCCAGCAGCGACGGUGGCCAAGGUGACUCUGCCAGCGGCAGCAGCUUCAGACCCCCUCGGAGAGGCGAAGAGGCGAGCACAGGAGGAGCUAAAGCAGGAGUUUGUGGCCAUCAUGGCGACAGGGACUGUGCAGGCUGGUGAUGCGGCUGCCCUUGCGAUGAGAAGGGUCAUGGAGCGGCACGGGCUGCGGCGCACCACAGUUCCCACGCAGCGAGGGUAGAACAUGUGUGCCCUUUGUAUGCUGAACCGCAUGCGCAAGAUGUAAUCAUUGGUUACAUCCAUCAUAUACAUUUAUCUGGUUAUUACUGUGCUCAGUUGUG